AUGUCAUUGGCUCGAUGGACGUCCCAGAUCAAAAACGCUAGAUGGACUUGGGACGACACGGUUUCUCUAGGGCAGCUUAAGCACCUCCGAACCCUUCUCAACGAAAUCAUUCCUUCCAAAACAUGGACACUCUACGGAACGAGUCUCCUUUUCAACAAUCAGACAAACGCGUCUUUGGGACUGGACGGAUAUGACAAUUACCAGGCGCCACAGGAGAACGGAAAGCAGCUCUUUGACCGGAGAAUGUGGGUUUCAGGAAGCUUGAAGUUCUGGAACACACCAAGGAUCGGGGAAAGCCUACGAUGCGUUGAACGCGUCCAGCUGGUCAGAAGAGUCGGUGACUCGGUGUUUGUGGCUGUUCUGCGAGAAACAAGGAAGUUGGAUUUCGAUAGUGAAGUUGAAGGUGGAUCCGUCAAAGUCGGCAAUGAAAGAACUGGAGACGUGAUAGUCAGCGAGCUCCGGUCGUUGGUAUACAAAUGGAGGGCCGAUGUCUCGGAAAAGCCGAACUCUGAAACCAGUGAAAAUAUUGAAACCAGCUCACCUGUUGCUUCCAAAGAACCCGACCCCGAUGCCUCAACAGAACUCACAAUAUCGGCUUCUCAGGUGUCCCGAUUUAGCGCCCUCCAGUACAACCUUCACAAGAUCCACUACAACCGUGACUAUUGCCUCUCCGAGGGUCUCUCCGAUGUCAUUGUGCUGGGACCAAUGCUCGUGAACAUCAUGCUACAUUACCUUGCGCUGAGGUAUCCGAAAGCAGUAAUUGAGCUGUUUUCAUACCGUAUGAGCGAACCGUGCUAUGUGGACCGGCCAUUGAGGAUCAGUAUGGAGAAUGGCGAGAAAUCUGUGGAGAUAGCAGUCUGGGAGGGCAGUAAGAAGUUGUGCAACGGCACGGCGAGGAGGCCUUCUUCUUGA
This is a messenger RNA of Candidozyma pseudohaemuli, 912 nucleotides long. Its product is annotated as hydroxyacyl-thioester dehydratase. The transcript has a single exon. Gene Ontology annotation, molecular function: (3R)-hydroxyacyl-[acyl-carrier-protein] dehydratase activity. The record is from RefSeq and is a predicted model, not a curated record. Gene Ontology annotation, cellular component: mitochondrion. Lineage: Eukaryota; Fungi; Ascomycota; Pichiomycetes; Serinales; Metschnikowiaceae. Bases 1 to 912 code for a protein of 303 amino acids.